AUGGCGAUCCUCUCGGCUCAACGAUUGCUGCUCCUCAGCGCGAUGAUCGUGUCCCUCUCCUCGGGCACGAACUACAUCUACUCGCUCUACGCGCCUCAACUCGCAUCGAGGUUGCAUCUCAACUCGAAGCAGCUCAACAUCGUCGGAGCAAGUGGCAAUGCAGGUUAGUGAACACGCUCUGCGUGAUCCCGUGGCGUUCUCUGUGCCGCGCCGGAUACCACCUAACGCCGAUCCCGCUCCAUCAUAAAGGGGUCUAUCUCAGUGGACCUUUUCUCGGCAUCAUCGUCGAUCGAAAAGGACCGAGAUUGCCACUCUUUCUUGCCGCUAUCUGUUUGCUCGUCGGAUGUGGGUCCCACCUCGAGCCCGUGCCCGAAACCGAAGCCGAAGCCGAAUCUAAUCAACUCCACCUCCCGACAGACUCGUACGUCAAAGCCAUCUACGCGGGUGGCCACAGCGGUCUAUUCGCCUCCUCCGGCGUCACAGGACUCGCUCUCGCCGAGUUAGCGACCGGGCUCGGUUCCUCGGCCGGCUUGUCGAGUGCCGUCAAUGGGACGAGCAAAGCUUUCUCCCCCCAAAGAAGAGGGAGCGCCAUCGCCGCGGUCGUGUCCUGUUUCGGCCUCAGUGCCUUUUUCUGUCAGUGCGAGGGCAGAGAGUACUGAGAUCUUGGGUCUCGGACAAGAGCUCAUAGAUCCGGUCCGAUGCCUUGCCACAGACUCGACCCUCUCCCACGCCUCGUUCCUCACUUCCUCGUCAAGCGACCCGACAUCAUCGUUCCUGACCGUCCUCGUCGUAGGGUGUACCUCCUCGAUGCUCUUGGGUACCCUCUUCAUCCGCAAUGGCGUCGUCCCCGCCGUCUCGAGACGCAACGACUACCUCCCCAUCGACGGCAUCAACGCUCCCAUCCCCGGCCCCUCGUCCGACGAACACACCCCAGCAACCACAGCGACAGCGACACAACGUCAUCGCUCCAUAUCCCCUGUUGAAGUAGACGACUCGUCCGCUUCCUCAGCCGACGAAGAAGAAUCCUACAUCGGUGAACCCAUCAGGAGGCCACGACGCUCGAGACCAAGUCGAAGUCGAAGUCGAAGUCGGAGCCCUCGAACGGGCAAGGAGGGGAGGGAUCCGGCGUUGGUCGAUACGGAUUUCAGGACGUUGGUGUCGACGAUGGAUUUUUGGUUGUGUUUUACGUAUUUGGGGUUGUGCGCGGGGAUUGGGCUGAUGUGUGAGUUCAAGGUGGCGCGAUUCGCUGGGAAGCGGGACGUGCCUGACUAAGGCUUGGGGUGACGUACAGUCAUCAACAACAUCGGAACCCAAGUCGCCACAUUCCUAAUCGGUGAAAAGCCACGAACAGUAGCCGCAUCUCAGGUGAGGAGCUCUCCACGAUUAGCCAGGGUCACCAACGAUGACAGUGGGCUGAACAGCGGGGAGAAUCCUUCACAGGCCCAUCUCGUUUCGCUCCUUUCGAUCUGCAACUGCCUUGGACGGUUGGCCGCGGGCUUUUCGGCGGAUUAUUUCACGCAUCACGUUAGGGUCGAGUGGAGGUUUCAGCGGAUUUGGUGGUACGGUCAGUCGGGGCUCGGUCAUCCUUUAUUCUGGAUUGGGCCAAGGGUGUGGUUACUGAUUCGCUAAGCCACGUCGAACCGACAGUCCCGACGGCGUUGUUGUUCGUCAUCUCUCAACUGUUUGCGAGAGGUGCGGAUGGAGUGCAUUCUCUUUUACUGCCUACGGCUCUGACGGGGUGAGCAGUUUCCCAGCCUGGCGAACUCUUCCGCCCAGAGACUGACUGGUCUCUUCAGAUUCGCCUACGGAGCCAUGUUCGCCCUUUCUCCCAUCGUCUGCCUCGAACGCUUCGGCGUCCGAUCUUUCGCGACCAACAACGGUCUUCUCACAUUAGCCCCUUCGGUGUUUGGUAACCUGCUCAACGGGCUCUUUGGGAUCCUCUACGACGCCAACGUCGAUCAUUCGAAAGGCCACACCGAGCCGACGAGUUUUCGUCUCCUCUCCCGCUCUUUCGACACCGUGGAAAAAAGAGCAGGGGGUGAAAUCGACCAUUCGCAUCUUUGCUUACUGGGCAAGGAAUGUUUUCGCGCGGCGUUCAAUGCGAGUACGGUGAUGGCGGUGGGGGCGUUGGUGGUGGGUUUCGUAUUGGCGAGGAGGAGUAGUAUGCAUGCUUCUUAG
Molecule: messenger RNA, 2178 nt
Organism: Microbotryum saponariae
Lineage: Eukaryota; Fungi; Basidiomycota; Microbotryomycetes; Microbotryales; Microbotryaceae
Source: the annotation of a GenBank genome assembly